This is a messenger RNA of Aspergillus calidoustus, 2154 nucleotides long. The record is from the annotation of a GenBank genome assembly. NCBI's taxonomy places the organism in Eukaryota, Fungi, Ascomycota, Eurotiomycetes, Eurotiales, Aspergillaceae.
AUGAAGUGGGUUGAUCUGCCAGCAGAUGUACGGUCGCUAAUACUCAAGGAGAUCGCAUCGCGCCGUGAAAUUGAUCUACAUCGCUUGGGCGAGCCGGGCGGCCUUUUCCUGCUGCAAGAUGAUGAAAACGAGCUUGUUCGGAGGGACCUUAAAUCAGAGGACUGCGGUGCAUGCGCUGCUUACGAGGACAUCCGAAAUUGUCUCAAAGUUUGCAAGGGAUGGAGAGAGCUCAUGACUAAGGUCUUAGUCGUGUAUGGCCCAACUGAGUUUGUCAUUUCCAAAGGGAGCGAGCACCAGGCCACAGCUGCCGUAAGAUCCUGGUUGACCAGGAAAAAGCGAGCUGGGAAUACGCGGCCCGGCUGGCAUAUUGGACGGCAAGACCUACUCGCAUUGUCGAUCCAAAGAGGGUUCUUGGAUUGCAUGGCGUUGCUUAUGGACCAAUUUUCUUACCAGGAGCUCCUGAGCCAUUGGGAGGAGAAUCAGUGGACAGCAGGAUGCUACCCUCAUAUCUCAGUCUCAACCGGGUGUACAGCAGCACUGCAGCUGCUGCACAGACGGGGAAUAAACCUCGAUCAAGCAGAUUGGCAAGGACAACAGACACCGCUCAUGGUCGCUGUGCGUGAGAGCCAAGCACAGGUUGCCGAUUACUUGCUCAGUGUGGGCGUUAGGAGAGAUGUGAAGCUGUUAUUGACCACGAGAGACAGUCAUGAUGAUGACUAUGGAGCACCCUAUACCAUGUUUAUGAUCGAAUGGGCGGCUUAUUAUGGUACAUUGGACAUGGUCCAGGUUUUGAUCAAACACGGCCUCCAUCUAAAGCGGCCAUCAGAAACGCCUGGACCAAAGCCUUUGCACUGGGUCAUUCAGCGGCCCGACCUUGCGCUUGUGGAGGAUAUAGCUCUCUUGAUUCUUGAGCAUGUCGAUCUACCUUCUGAGUCUCAGUGGAGUGGUUCCGUGCUUCUAAAAGGUGCUCUUAAGAAUCGUGCAUCCACUAAUCUGAUUCGACGUUUGGUAUCCAGCGGGAUACCUGUUAAUCAAGAUUCAUAUCUCCCUCUUGAGUACGACCAUUCGCCCUCCAAUCUGCUUCGACCUUUGCAACUCAUCGAGAUACCUGUUCAUAAUGAUUUGUAUUUCCCUCUGGACCUGGCUGCUGAGCAGGCUUCGGAAGAGACGAUCCGCCUGCUCAUUGACAACGGAGCCAAGUGUACACUGGAAGCAGUUAACGCUGCCCGGAAAAGAAACAGGGCGGACCUAGUGGAUAUAAUUCUACCGUGCUGCCAGUUCUUUUACAAACAUACAUUAAAGGACCACGCUAUCAACGGGAACGUGGAAAUGGUCGGGACGUAUCUGGCAUACGGCGCCGAACUAUAUCCCCCAGGAGAUCGCAAAGACAUACUAUGUUCCGUGGCCUUCAAAGGGCACGUAGAAGUCGCCAAACUCCUUCUUGAGGCUGGCGCCGAUAUCAAUGAGGAGUGCAAGAUCAACGAAACGCCACUGCUCAGCGCGAUUUUUGGACAUCACGCGCACAUGGUUGAAUUCCUCCUGGCACACGGCGCCCCGGCCCAAAGCCUCCGUUACGAGCCCUUGCUCGCUGCAAUCGAAGCAUAUACCCCAAGGUGCGAUCCAUGGGUCCAGCCCGACGAGUUCGCCGACACCACGAAGGCUAUUAUCCGCCUCCUCGUUGCCCACGGUGCAGAUGUCAAUGCGGAGUCGAGUUCCUACGGUAGAGGCGCUCCCCUUCACACAGUUGUCAAUCUUGGGUUUCUCGACAUUGCAGAGUGCCUUAUAGAGAAUGGCGCGGACGUUAAUCUGCGUGUGGGAGACUAUGGAACCCCUCUCCACGUAGCCGCUCUGACGGGCUCCCAAGCAAUGAUUCGCCUUCUCUUGAAACACGGUGCAAAAGCGAAUAUCACAUCCGGCAGCCAUGGGCGUCCUCUCCAAGCGGCUAUCGCAUGCGGAUCAUUGGCAUGUGUGAAGCUGCUUCUUGACAAUGGUGCCGAGGCCUCACUAGAUGGUGGGGCUGGAUAUCCAAGCGCUUUGGAGAAAGCUCGGCGCUGCUGGGAAGACAACCAGAAUUGGGAGAGAAGGGAGAUCCUCGAUUUCAUACACGACUACUUUGAGAAUUGUGGGCUCUUCGAGGUGCCUGAUCGGUUUUGA